AGAUUUAUUGGAGCUACAUGAGAUGCUAGAGUGGUAUGAGCCAGAGGUGUGUAAAUUCUCUAUUGCUUUACCUGUUGAUGCUUUUCACUAUCCGCAAAACAGUGAAUUUGGGACUAUCAUCGAUCGUAAAGACUUGGCUGAAUUACUCGAGGGUGAUUCUGUGGAUAUGUGCAUCAUUCAAUCCUUUGCAUUAUUUCAUUGGAUUUUGAUAGUCAUUUGCCCCUCUGUUAAUAAAGGCUAUAUCUUCAAUUCAAUCCCAAGCUUUUCUAAUAUCAUCAUUCAGAAAGAUCUAGCAUUAGCAUACAGAGUUGCUUCCGCAAGAAAUGGUGAUGGAAAGCCAAUCACAUGGCAUAAUGUUAAGUGUGCCAGACAAAACGGAAACACAGA
Messenger RNA from Cuscuta europaea, 387 nucleotides. The record is from the annotation of a GenBank genome assembly. NCBI's taxonomy places the organism in Eukaryota, Viridiplantae, Streptophyta, Magnoliopsida, Solanales, Convolvulaceae.